Messenger RNA from Lampris incognitus (smalleye Pacific opah), 1433 nucleotides. It is a transcript of the gene cby1, whose product is annotated as chibby homolog 1 (Drosophila). The coding region runs from base 444 to 917 and encodes 157 amino acids. The record is from RefSeq and is a predicted model, not a curated record. NCBI's taxonomy places the organism in Eukaryota, Metazoa, Chordata, Actinopteri, Lampriformes, Lampridae. The transcript has 5 exons.
CCGAGAGAAGGGGAAGAAGAAGAAGAAGAAGGAAAAAAGACGAAGAAGAAAAAAUAAAAAGAAGAAGAAGAAAAAAUAAAAAGAAGAAGAAGAAAAAAGAAGACGAAGAAGAAGAAAAAAGAAGACGAAGAAGAAAAAAGAAGACGAAGAAAAAGAAGCCGAAGAAGAAGACGAAGAAGAAGAAGAAGAAGAAGAAGAAGAAGAAGAAGAAGAAGAAGAAGAAGAAAGGAAGCAGAGAGGGAGGACCGCAAGGCAUACUGGGUACGGAGGCCUAGCAGGGGCAUUUAGUAGUCUCUGUCCAUAGACGAUAAUAACAACAAUAAUGACGACCGUGUAACGCUGUUAAUAAGGUGAACGGAUCGUCUGCCUACAGUCUCUCUCGGAGGUUAAGGGUCAUCUCCCUGGUCAGAGUUUUGAUUAAUAGUCUGUAUGGAGGUAAAUGUAUGUAUAUAUAUUUAAACGAUAUCGCAGCUAGCCCACCAGGGAGGCAACCAUCAGUUAGGUCUUACCAUCAGACAUUUAAAAAUACUCUGUCAAAGAUGCCACUUUUUGGAAACACCUUUAGUCCGAAAAAGACACCUCCCCGAAAAUCUGCUUCUCUGUCCAAUCUUCACACGUUGGAUCGUUCAACAAGGGAAAUAGAAUUGGGCCUUGAACAUGGAGCUCCUGUGAUGAACAUUGGGGGCCAGAGCCUGAAGUUUGAAGAUGGACAUUGGCUAUCAGAAAAUGGGGGGAAUGUGUCGAGUAAGGAAGUGCAGAGGUGGAAGAAGAGAAAUCUGCAGCUGGAGGAGGAAAAUAACCUUUUGAAACUGAAGAUUGACCUCUUGUUGGACAUGCUGUCAGAGACAACGGCAGAGUCCCACCUGAUGGAGAGAGAGCUGGAGGAGUUGAAGAAUCACCAUCGGAGGAAAAAAUAAGGGAUUUGAUCUGACCUGGGCUCUGAAUUGAUGUUAUCUAAUAUCUUGGAAAGGUUCUCUGUCUGCAUCUGUUGGUGCGUUUAUCUGUUAUCAGAGUGGAGGUUCUGAGAUUCUGUUCUGAGAUGAGUUUUAUCCCUCUUUGUUGACAAAUGGAAAGAUGUAAGAUGAAGAGGAUUCAUGUGACUCUUGAUCUUAAUCUACUUCAUGGGAUUAAUUACAGGUCAUUGUCCUGUGUCCGUUCAUUUAAAAUAGGACAGGCAAGUAGAACAGUAUUUAGUAGAGUUUUGUAUGUGCUGUAGUUUUUUAAAUGAUGAUUUCCAUGAUCUGAUACAGGUGAAUGUACGAGUUUAACACGAAACUGUUUCUGAGAAAAGGGCAAUGCAAAGCCCCUGCAGAUGAUUUGUGAAAUGUCUUGAUUAUUUUUCUACUGUUUGGUACAACAAGUUUCAAAAGCCUAUUGCAUCUUAAAUACAUGCGUCAUAUUUAUUUUCUACCUUUAAUAAAAUGUCAAAGCCA